Molecule: messenger RNA, 4445 nt
Organism: Strongylocentrotus purpuratus (purple sea urchin)
Lineage: Eukaryota; Metazoa; Echinodermata; Echinoidea; Camarodonta; Strongylocentrotidae
Gene: notum
Product: palmitoleoyl-protein carboxylesterase NOTUM
Molecular function (GO): hydrolase activity
Source: RefSeq, a predicted model, not a curated record
CGCGGGUAAGAGAGAAGGAAAAUCACACCGCCUCGCGUAUACUGGUGUGUUUUGUCCUCGAAGACUUGCAGGCCGCUGCGUUUUAUUUGCCUUGUAUGCAAUCGCUUAUUGUUAGAAGUACUUGGCGGCGUCGCCCUUUGAAGUUACAAUUGUUAGAAGCGGUAUCGUUUGAGGGUGGAUGGGAGAGUGCGAGAGAGAGAUGGAGGAGAACGAGAGAAAAUACGAAAAGAAAAAAAGAGAAAAGAACGGGGAGCUGGCUAUGUUAUAGCACCCUUCAUGGUCAUCACCAUGCCCAGAGCGGAUGAAAAAUAGCAAACCAAGAGUUCAUUUUGCGUUCGAGUGAGAGAGCGGUGAGGAUGUGGGAUGCAGAACGUGAGAGAGUUUCGAGAUCGCAAGCGAAAACCCAUUAACGUACCUCGCUCUUGGAAUCUGUUAUCCAUUUUCAGAUGAGACGCUCCAGUGUGGUUGGAGAACCAAAAUUGUGGAAUUAUAAAUACUUUGGAUGUUUUCUUCUGUGCGAUCCCAUUCUUUCUCUGGACGGUUCCUGAGUAUAAUCAGGGAGAGACAGCUUAGAGAAUUUCAUCUCCGGUAUUAAUAAACCGUAAAGCGAAUAACUCACCAGGAUGUCACGAACACCAUCUCCUCAGCGAUUACAAACCCUUCUACCUCUCAUCAUCUUUCUCCUCAACCUCGUCGACAAUGGACGCGGACGAGCAGCGAUGCGACCACGGAACAACGACCCCGGUGGCCAGGACCAUUACGACCAGGAACUGCCCGCUCGUACCCAGCCCAUCAUACGAGGUCCUAGUCCCGGUGGUGGGGACCAGUUCCAACCGGGUCUAGACGAGAAGGAAUACGUCCUGGAUCUGAAUAACCUGAGUAAUGAUAACAUUGUGGAGCAGCUGCAGCACCUUGCAUCCGCGCUCAGCACGUGCGGCUUCGAUGGGCAGCUUCAAAAACUCAGACUGCAUCACGUGACCAACCGUUCGGUCACAUGCAAUGAUGGCUCACCGGCAGGGUAUUACCUCCGAAAGUCGUAUGAGAGCAAGAAGUGGCUUAUCUUUCUCGAAGGUGGAUUUUAUUGCUUUGAUGCCGAAAGUUGUCGAAAUCGAUACAAUCAUUCGGUCAAUCGGAUGAGUUCAAGAGGAUGGCCGCAAACUAAAACAGGAUCGGGUAUCAUGUCAGCUAAUCCUGGAAACCCUAUCUGGUGGAAAUCAAAUGUUGUUUUCAUCCCAUAUUGUUCGAGUGAUGUCUGGACUGGAACGUCGUUGGCGUCUGAAACAGGCACACAUUCUUUCAUGGGAGCUGACAUCUUACAGCAGGUUAUCACGGAUCUUCUACCAGAAGGUCUCAUGGAUGCUAAGCAAAUGGUCUUGGCAGGCAGCAGCGCUGGUGGUACAGGUGUGCUUCUGAACCUCGAUCGUGUGGCUUCCAUGAUGAACGAUGCAGGAAGUACAGCCAAGGUGGUGGGUCUAGCUGAUUCAGGAUGGUUCCUGGAGACAGAGCCUUUGGGUAAUUCUCAGUCAGAUUGUAUCCUCGACCUGUACUGCAAUCCCGCAAGGACGCUACAAAGAGGUACCAAAUUAUGGAACAGUUUAGUGCCUGACAGCUGUCUGGGUACAUACGCGGAUAAAUGGAAGUGUUUCUAUGGUUUCAGGUUACACCAAACUCUAAAAACCCCAGUUUACAUAUUCCAGUGGUUGUAUGACGAAGUUCAGCUUACGAUUAACAUGCAAGGCCCUCCCAUCGAGGCAAGACAUUGGCAUUACAUGCAGAAGGUCGGGAGGCAGAUGCGAGGCUCACUUAGAAACGCAACGACUGUGUUCGCUCCAGCAUGUUACGCCCACAAUGUGCUUAGAAGAAGCGACUGGAGUAAUAUCAAAGUACGAGAUGUCAAGCUUUAUAAAAGCUUGCAAUGCUGGUUAAAGAAUCAGGAAGAGCCUAGAGAAUCGUCUACAAACAACAACAGACAACAAGGAAAGCAAAAUCAACAAGUGAAUCCUUCAGAAGCGCCGUCCCGAGGAGGAUCGAGAAGACAUGAAACACCGUCAAUCCAACCUGAGGUCGAUGGAAUGGUUGAGAGCAUGGACGAAAGGACGACCAGGAUAACGACCACGGAUUCGACAACAGUUACGGCAAAGAGGAGACGAACGCGGCGACGAAACAACAAGAAAGGCAGAAGACGUCGACCGCGUACCACCAGCAUCCCAAGACAACUCAUAGAGGACAUAGAUGACGUACCGGUGGAGAGCACGGAGGCAAGCUCGACAUCGAACCGCGAAGAUGGUCGAGAGCGACGGAGAGGAGGAGGAGGAGGGGGAGGAGGUAGAGGAAAGCGAGAUGGGAGGGGGAAUGUCGACUUUGUGGAUAGGAUGAGUGGGCUGAGCAGCAGCGGGAUUGCGACUCUUGCUGGGGGAGAGGUGGUUGAGAGCCGGAGAGCAUCGGGGAAGAAGUGCGUCAACAGGCUUGUGGAUCAUGCCACCUGUCCGCAUUGUAAUCCAACGUGCCCGAAGAUGACGAAUCCCAGUACUGGUGAAGACAUGGAGCUUCUUUCUUUCAUGCAACUCUUUGGUUUUAAAAUCAGCGCCCUGGCCGAGCAGCUGGGCAUCGAUGAGAGAACACUGGCCCUAGUCGACCCCGAGGCUGGACUGCGAAUGAUCGCCGUAGCUUCCAAGAAGAAAAAUUGAACUAGCAGAUAGGAUUGUGUCCUCCGUUGAGUUUGCUUCUCGGCUGUUUGAAGGAAAGAACGCUAAAUCAUUUCCACCUGGUUUCUAAUGUUUUAUGAUAAAGGCAGCAUUCAUCUUAAUGUUGAGCUGCAGAAAACAUUUAUGCCAAGUAUCUCAAAGAAGAACAGUUGCAUUAUUGUUUGUACAUGCAGUCGAGACGGGUUAUCUGCCGUCGUUGUAAAUUGGGACUCGCGUGUGUGUUACACUUGCGGUAGGGAUAAAACUGUCCCUCGCGAGCGAUCAGACCAACGAUUUUAUUGCAACUCCUUCUUAUGAUAUUAUAUAUACGCCAAACCUGUUUCCCAAAGGCGCAGUUGUUGUUUCGAAAGCAUCGUCCUGCAAUUCGAACAACAUUUGUGCCCCCUCCCCCUAAAAAGAAAGGAAGACGAGAGCUAAAACGUUUAGAAACCAGGAUAGAAAUUGUCCCGUCGAAAACACCUUUUUAUAUUCUUGUACCAUAAUUAUUAACUUAUAGAUUCGGGUAUAUUCUUAAUCUUAAAGGUUUUCUAUAAUAUUUUGUACACAAUACUCCAUUUUUGUAUAAAGUUGUAUAGCGUUUAUUUUAUGACUUUGCAUUUACUGAAUAUUUAUAUGUUGUAUAAUAUGCGAUCAAGUGGUGUUUUGUAUUGUCCUAUAUUAAUUCAACGAUUAUAAGUAAUGCCACUACUUCGUUAUUAAGUAAGAAGCAUUUUGAAUGUUUCUACUGGGCCUAUGUAUUUAGAGUAUUUUCAUCGUGGAUUAUUCAUUUGUUCAGAUGUUGAUUCUAUUUUCCUAAAGUAUUACGAAAUGUACACAGCUAGUCUCUAAACUCAAGUUCUUGAAAGUCAAAGUCUUGUUAAUCACUUAAACUGCAUUUUUAAACAAUCAACAUUAUUAUUUCGUGUAAACGUAGUGGAGAGGAGAAAUGCAAUCGUGCGUUUGAAAACUAACAUAUGUGUAAGGUACACCACGAGCAAGAUAAAUAAAUGUAUUUCGAUGAUACUCUCAAGAUUGCGUGUCAAUCAGACAUGAUUAUCCACGUCUGGAGACCGACCUUUGGCGUCACCAUGCGAAAGAAGUGACUAACUUUCAAACCCGGGUCCGAUCAGAGUCGGUUUGUAGGCGAAGAUAGAGAGCUGACCAUUACCACCAGACCAAUUUAUAAUCUCCCCAAAAUAAGCAUAUAAUGUCCCCUCCAUCUUAUCGAACAUCAUGAGUCGACCCUUUGUUGAUAACUUCCAAUUAAUAUAGCUGUUAAGUUUUUAGCAUUUGUUAAGUUUUUAGCAUUUGUAUGACUUUCCCCUGUAAUAUGACCUGAUAGCAGAAAGUUAUUCUCGAUGUGAUCAGAGUGAAUCUUUAAGAAAAAGAACGGUGGUAUUUAAAGCUGUAACAUUCUUUUCACAUUGGAAACAAAACAUUUAUAAUUCAUUUCCUUUUGAAGUUUUGAUUUUGCGUGAAUAUUUGUACCAAAAGUAUAUUUUCACUUUAUCUUGUUUUAAAACGGAGUGGCAGUUCACGAAAUAUAUGACAAUACUUAUAUUGCCUGAAAAGUAUUCACAAUAUACCUCUUUUUCGUUGUAUGAUAUAUACGCUACACGACAGAAAUGUUUAUCUUUUCUUUACGCAACAUUUAAUUGAUAACUUUCUUCUCCAAGACAUAGGGCUGACUGAAGUAAAUGUAUGACGUAUAAAGAAUACUUUAUGAUCGUGUAAAAACAUUUUGAAAGUCAAAAUUGAGCA